This is a messenger RNA of Castor canadensis (American beaver), 2117 nucleotides long. Lineage: Eukaryota; Metazoa; Chordata; Mammalia; Rodentia; Castoridae. The record is from RefSeq and is a predicted model, not a curated record.
CUGUUGGCUCUCUGGCCUCGGAGGCGUUUCUAUGGUCGUCGCCUCCGGAAGGGGGCCCCGCUCGGCUAUGCGGGAUGAGGAACUAGGAGCUAGACAGGAUGCGGGCUCCGGGUGCGGGCACGGCCUCGCUGGCCUCGCUGGCGCUGCUGUGGUUCCUGGGGCUGCCGUGGACAUGGAGCGCGGCGGCGGCCUUCGGCGUGUACGUGGGCGGCGGCGGCUGGCGCUUCCUGCGCAUCGUCUGCAAGACGGCGAGGCGGGACCUCUUCGGCCUCUCGGUUCUGAUCCGCGUGCGCCUGGAGCUGCGGCGCCACCGGCGUGCAGGCCACACCAUCCCGCUCAUCUUCCAGGCAGUGGCGCGGCGACAGCCUGAGCGCCUGGCCCUGGUGGACGCAGGAAGUGGCGCGUGCUGGACCUUCGCGCAGCUGGACGCCUACUCCAACGCGGUGGCCAGCAUCUUCCACCGGCUGGGCUUUGCACCGGGCGAUGUGGUGGCCAUCUUCCUGGAGGGCCGGCCCGAGUUCGUGGGAUUGUGGCUAGGCCUGGCUAAAGCGGGCGUGGUGGCCGCGCUGCUCAAUGUGAACCUGCGGCGUGAGCCCCUGGCCUUCUGCCUGGGCACCUCAGGUGCCAAGGGCCUCAUCUACGGCGGGGAGAUGGCAGAAGCGGUGGCCGAGGUGAGUGGGCAGCUGGGCAAGAGCCUCCUCAAAUUUUGCUCUGGAGACCUGGGGCCCCAGAGUAUCUUGCCAGACACCCAGCUCCUGGACCCCAUGCUGAAGGAGGCCAUCACCACCACCCCACUGGCACAGCCCCCCAGCAAGGGCAUGGACGACCGACUUUUCUACAUCUACACGUCGGGGACAACUGGGCUACCCAAAGCUGCCAUUGUCGUGCAUAGCAGGUACUAUCGCAUCGCAGCCUUCGGCCACCACUCCUACAGCAUGCGGGAGGCCGACGUGCUCUACGACUGCCUGCCCCUGUACCACUCCGCAGGGAACAUCAUGGGCGUCGGGCAGUGUAUCAUCUAUGGACUGACGGUCAUCCUCCGCAAGAAGUUCUCCGCCAGCCGCUUCUGGGAUGACUGCAUCAAGUACAACUGCACGGUGGUGCAGUACAUCGGGGAGAUCUGCCGCUACCUGCUGAAGCAGCCGGUGCGGGACGCCGAGCGGCGGCACCGCGUGCGCUUGGCUGUGGGCAACGGGCUGCGGCCGGCCAUCUGGGAGGAGUUCGUGCAGCGCUUCGGCGUGCGCCAGGUGGGCGAGUUCUAUGGCGCCACCGAGUGCAACUGCAGCAUCGCCAACAUGGACGGCAAGGUCGGCUCCUGUGGCUUCAACAGCCGCAUUCUCACCCAUGUGUACCCCAUCCGGCUGGUGAAGGUCAACGAGGACACAAUGGAGCCGCUGCGGGACGCCCAGGGCCUCUGCAUCCCGUGCCAGCCUGGUGAGCAGGACCCCUCCUCCAGCCCUGGGGAGCUGGGGUCCCUCCUUCCUCUCUCAUCCCCAGCCUGGCCUCCUCCCCAGGGGAGCCCGGCCUCUGGUGGGCCAGAUCAACCAGCAGGACCGCUGCGCCGUUUCGAUGGCUACGUUAGCGAGAGUGCCACCAGCAAGAAGAUUGCACACAGCGUCUUCUGCAAAGGUGACAGCGCUUACCUGUCAGGUGACGUGCUGGUGAUGGACGAGCUGGGCUACAUGUACUUUCGGGACCGCAGCGGGGACACCUUCCGCUGGCGCGGGGAGAACGUCUCCACCACCGAGGUGGAGGGUGUGCUCAGCCGUCUGCUGGGCCAGACAGACGUGGCCGUGUACGGGGUGGCCGUGCCAGGCAAUGGAGGAAAAGCAGGCAUGGCGGCCAUCGCAGACCCCCACAGUCAGCUGGACCCCGACUCCAUGUACCAGGAGCUGCAGAAGGUGCUGGCGCCCUAUGCCAGGCCUAUCUUCCUGCGCCUCCUGCCCCAGGUGGACACCACAGGCACCUUCAAGAUCCAGAAGACGAGGCUGCAGCGUGAGGGCUUCGACCGCGCCAGACCUCGACCGGCUUUCUUCCUGGACCUGAAGCAGGGCCACUACCUGCCCCUGGAUGAGGCGGUCUACAGUCGCAUCUGCUCCGGUGCCUUCGCCCUGUGA